Messenger RNA from Medicago truncatula (barrel medic), 483 nucleotides. RefSeq lists its product as uncharacterized. The coding region runs from base 1 to 483 and encodes 160 amino acids. The transcript has a single exon. NCBI's taxonomy places the organism in Eukaryota, Viridiplantae, Streptophyta, Magnoliopsida, Fabales, Fabaceae. The record is from RefSeq and is a predicted model, not a curated record.
AUGAGAAGAUUGUGGGCAUGGGAGGAAGACUUGUUAGGGGAGUGUAGGGCUUUACUUGAUAAUGUUGUCGUGCAGUAUAAUGUUUAUGACAGGUGGCAGUGGGAUCCAGAUCCCCACGAAGGUUAUACAGUGAGAGGUGCAUAUCAGGCACUGACAUCUAUGGAAGUACCCACUAUUGAAGGAGGAGGAGAGCUCAUUUGGCACAAACAAGUUCCGUUGAAGGUUUCCAUUCUUGCCUGGCGUAUGUUGAAGGACAAGUUACCAACCCGAAGCAAUCUCCAAAGGCGUGGUAUCCUUGCGGCUGCAAACACCACAUGUUUAUCAGGUUGUGGCUUGGAAGAAACCGCCUCCCAUAUUUUCCUCUAUUGCGAAGUUUUUGGUUCUUUAUGGCAGCACAUCAGGUCUUGGAUUGGCAUGUCUGGAGCACAUCCUCAAAAUAUUAGUGAACAUUUCCUUCAAUUUACUCACUCUACAGGACACUGA